Molecule: messenger RNA, 1313 nt
Organism: Salarias fasciatus (jewelled blenny)
Lineage: Eukaryota; Metazoa; Chordata; Actinopteri; Blenniiformes; Blenniidae
Gene: nfam1
Product: NFAT activating protein with ITAM motif 1
Exons: 6
Coding region: 75-854 (259 amino acids)
Biological process (GO): positive regulation of cytokine production; B cell receptor signaling pathway; regulation of B cell differentiation
Cellular component (GO): membrane raft
Molecular function (GO): transmembrane signaling receptor activity
Source: RefSeq, a predicted model, not a curated record
UUGCCAUGACAAAGUGAGAAACACUGAAUGGUCACACGGAAAAACGUCUCAGACAAACCAGCCACUAAUGCGGCAUGGCUCCUCAACAAUUUGGUCAUUUUUUCUCCAUAUUGACCUGGAUGAUUCUUAUUUUUCUCCCGUUUCGCUCUUCAGCAAUGGACUUACCAAGCAUCGAGCUAGAAAGCCUGGUUUUUGUGGCCUUCAAGGGUGAAGAUCUCACGAUCACCGGCAACCUGUCCAAACCAGCCAACCAAGGCCCAGAUAUCCUGACCUGUUUCAACCCCUCCCGCCAAAAGAUCUACAGCUGUGACACCAAAGCGACAGCUAACAGCACAGACAGUGAACCACUAAAUCUGGAGCUGAAAAAGCUGAGCGAUUCAGGAGAAUACUACUGCGAGUAUAAGACUGUAAAGGUGCACUGGUUUCUUCUAGUGAGAGAUGCAGGCUACAAGGAAGCAGAAAUGCUCGAUUACACCGAGUUCAUCAUCCUGGGCGUCGUCACCGCAGUGCUGAUGGUAUUCAGCAUAGUCGGCUCGGUGUACGUCUUCAGAGGACAUUGGAAAGUCACCAAAUGUGGCGGCACAGGCAAAAAACAACCACAGAACCGAGAAGAAAAGACGCAGAGCGAGACAGGAGAAGAUAAAGUGGAUGUGACGGCUCAGUCUUCCUCUUUCUAUGCUAGUUUGGAACCUCGGCCCGCAUCUAUUUAUGAUGUUCUGGACCACUCAGCUGCCAACAAACAGCCAGAGCAGAAGAAAGCUAAACCCAAGAAGAGAGGCCCCAAAGAAGCGGUGCAGCCAAACACAGAGCAGCCGGACGAAGGUGUAUUUGAGUGUGUUUAUGAGAACUUCUGAAUCCAUUUCUUUGCACUAAUAAUUAUAUGUUUUUGUUGUUCGUUUGUUUGGCUGGAUUUUCAUUGGUUGAUUAAUUUUCAUGCAUAUCAGUGACUGAAUGAGGACUUAACUGUUUUCUACAGAAUGUGACAAUUCCAAAUGUGAAAAAAGCAUGAUCAGCAAAAUGUGCUUUGUGUUGUGAAGUAUUGAAAGAACUCACUAUGCAGAGAGAUGACCUCUGACCUGUUACAGUGUUCUGCGCUCACUGACCACUGUACGAGGUACAACUGGGGGAUUUUAAGUAUUACACAUGAAAACUGUGCAUUCAGUUUUACAUUUUAAACAUAUUUUAAAGUGUUCUGGAAUGUAUUGAUAGCUUCAGGGAAAAAAAAAAUCAUUAUUUAAGAAUGUUUGUUAUUGAGGUUAAAGUGGAUGGUGUUUUUGUAGCAGUGAUUAAAUAAUUUUGUUAAUCUGACUCUG